AAACGUAAUGCGAUAAUGUACGGCACAUUCGGCGGAAAGGUGGACUGGACGCGGUGCCACUUCGAGAUCAAGCCACCGGACUCCAUCACCGGGGUGAGACACUUCCUUGUAGGCAACGCGAACGACAAGGGGGUGAUGAGGAACAUACUGGUCACGACAGAAGAAUACGGCGAGUUCUCAUUCCAAGAAGAUGUCCCUGACCAGUGGCUGAUGCUGCGGAACCUGGUACUUCUCCGUGAUUGCGGGACAGGAGAAGUAGUGGUAUUCACCAGAUCUCCUCACAUGACGAAAAUAGAAGAUAUCGUGCAAGCGCUGCAGGAUUUGGGGGAGGAAAUGGUAGGCAAGAUGCUGUGUGAUGAGGACGAGGAUUGGUUAGACGACAUGCCUUAA
Cydia strobilella is the source of this 390-nucleotide messenger RNA. RefSeq lists its product as uncharacterized. The transcript is spliced from 3 exons. Bases 16 to 390 code for a protein of 124 amino acids. Lineage: Eukaryota; Metazoa; Arthropoda; Insecta; Lepidoptera; Tortricidae. The record is from RefSeq and is a predicted model, not a curated record.